This is a messenger RNA of Coccidioides immitis RS, 417 nucleotides long. RefSeq lists its product as uncharacterized. The coding region runs from base 1 to 417 and encodes 138 amino acids. The record is from RefSeq and is a predicted model, not a curated record. NCBI's taxonomy places the organism in Eukaryota, Fungi, Ascomycota, Eurotiomycetes, Onygenales, Onygenaceae. The transcript has 3 exons.
AUGAACAAGGAUGAAACCGAGACUAUCGAAAUUCUGCUGCCCAGACCCUUGAUCGGCCGGUUGCUAAAUAUUACUCUCUCCAAAACCGACUACGGGGAACGAUAUCUGGGGCUCGUGUCGUUCGUUGGCCUGUGGGCGAAGAUGAUCUACGGCGCAUUCCGUCGUUGGUACUCCGGUACAGUGAUGCGUACUCCCCUUCUCUGGCUCUCUUCGGCCUUGGAUGACCAGCUCAAACGCCCCAUGGCAAUGGCGUUACAUGCCAAACCAGAAAACACAGAGAGCACUCACCAUACAGGUGGGGGAGGGGACAUGUACCAAACUUGUGCCCUGUCACGAUGGCGUGAUCUAAGACCACGAGAGGCCGACGUUCAUUUCUUCGGCGAUUCGAGCCCGGUGUGGCCCAAAAGCUUGGUUUGA